GGCGAGGGGAACAUUGUGAAGGAACCAACAAACCGAGCGGAAAACCCGGUCGCGGGCGUGGCCGGAACGGCAGCUGCGCCGCCUCCGCGCUCGUCGCCCGAGCCGAGGAGGCCGUGUAGCGCUGUGGGGUGCGCGCUGCGAGCACUGACAGGGCAGCGCGGAUGGAAUCGAGCGAGGCGCCACCCGUCGCGUUUCCUCUGAGGCUCUGACCCGACCGUCGCUGUCGCGCUGUUCCUCUCGGGCUCUCGUUCCUCUUGCUCCCUCCCGCGGGCCGCGGCCGCCUUCGCCCGUCCCCGUCCCCGUCCCCGUCCCCGUCCCAAUUUCCACCAACCUUUCCCAAUCGCCCUCCAGGCUCUGGCACUGCGAGACGUUUCAUUAGCCACUUAGCCGUUCCCACGACACAAUCAGCACCACCGGUGUCCUCGCUGCCAAGGCGCCCGCCCGCUCGUGUGACGAGUGGCGUUCGUCCACCGCCCAUUCCGCGCUCAGCUCUGAGGGCCUCCCGCCCGCCGCGGCAUCAUCUCCGGCUCCUCUCGUCGCCACGGGUGUCACGAAAUGAUCCUGACUUGCUUGAGUUGCUUCUUGACACCAUAAGAAGCGAUCCAUCUGUUUCCAGUUGUACACAGAAAAUUAGUGCCUGGAAAAAUAAGAAUGGUAAGGGGGGCGAUAGGUGUCCUAAGAUGAAACUGCGGUUGCAUCUGUUCGUCCUGUGCGUGAUCAUUAUAUUCCUGGUGUACAACAUGGCUAACUUUCAACAUAAGCAGACAACGUUGGAAGCAAAAUCUCAUCCAUUUGAUACAGUGACGGUGUCUGACAGAGAUGCUGUUAAGGUGCCUCAAAAGGCUGAGGCUAGGAUUGGUUAUUUACCCCAUGGUAUAGUGGAGUCUAACUCUGACAUGGACUUGAAGCCAUUGUGGCUGACUACAAGUGCACGGUCAAAGAAGCCUAAACAAAAUGAUAAUUUUUUGAUUGCUAUUGCUGCCGGUAUAAAUCAGAAAAAAACUGUGGAUGCUAUUAUGAAGAAGUUUCUUCCAGAAAAUUUUACAGCUAUAUUGUUCCAUUAUGAUGGGAAUGUCAAUGGGUGGAAUGAUCUACCAUGGAGCAAAAGUGUGAUACAUAUAGCUGCCUCUAAUCAGACUAAAUGGUGGUUUGCAAAGAGGUUCCUCCAUCCUGCUGUUGUGUCCAUAUACCAGUACAUCUUUCUUUGGGAUGAAGAUCUGGAAGUAGAUAACUUUAGCCCGAGAAGAUACUUAAAUAUAGUUAGAUCAGAAGGGUUGGAGAUAUCACAACCAGGUCUUGACUCUAAGCUUUCUGAAAUUCAUCACCGGAUAACUGUUCGUAAAAAAGCAGGGACCUUUCAUAGCGUGUAUUUUGAUAGAAGAGUUAGCCGGGCUAACAAAAAGUGUUCAAGAGAAGGACCACCUUGUUCUGGAUGGGUCGAGGGCAUGGCACCAGUUUUCUCAAAGUCCGCUUGGCAAUGUGUGUGGCACCUUAUCCAGAAUGAUCUUAUCCAUGGAUGGGGCAUCGAUUACAAGUUUGGGUAUUGUGCUCAGGGUGACAGGACAAAGAACAUUGGCGUAGUUGAUAGUGAAUUUAUAGUUCACCGAGGAGUGCAGACAUUAGGAGGUUCUACAAUAACAAAGGAUGGUAUUCGUGGCAAAAAUGCCAAGCCACUCGGCCAGAAAGCAGCUCAAAUCCAAAGAUCGAGAGGGAGGGCUCCAGGCCUUGAUAUGCGAACAAAGAUCCGGAGAAAAUCGCGAUCCGAGCUCCGUGAUUUUCAGAAGCGCUGGGACCGGGCUGCAAGGGAAGACAGAACAUGGGUUGAUCCGUUUGCCCGCUCCCGAAGAAAGCGGAAGAAUAGAAACCCACAGUAGAUCAGCAUAAUCUUCACUGUUACACUUGCACAUAAUUCCGUUUGCACCUUGGAUUUAGAGUGUAUAAUAAUUGCAUAAUCAACAUUGUAUAAAUUCUCACAGACGAAACGAGAACCACACACGUGAAAUUUUCCGAUGGGAGUUGUGGGUUCUUGUAUCGAGGGGCAGGUCCAGGAUUUAAAGGAUGGGCAUUCGGAAUUGUAGUUGGCACAAUUUUUUUAACAACAUAAAUUUAUUAUUCAUGGGAGCGGAUAAUUAUCCAUUGGACAUAGAUGUGGUAUAAUUUGUUAUCCACAUGUAUGAGUAUGAAUAUAAUAAGGUAUUCAUUGAUAUUUUUUUUCUGAA
Zea mays is the source of this 2219-nucleotide messenger RNA. RefSeq lists its product as uncharacterized. The transcript is spliced from 16 exons. NCBI's taxonomy places the organism in Eukaryota, Viridiplantae, Streptophyta, Magnoliopsida, Poales, Poaceae. Bases 681 to 1874 code for a protein of 397 amino acids. The record is from RefSeq and is a predicted model, not a curated record.